This is a messenger RNA of Knipowitschia caucasica, 741 nucleotides long. The record is from the annotation of a GenBank genome assembly. Lineage: Eukaryota; Metazoa; Chordata; Actinopteri; Gobiiformes; Gobiidae.
AUGUCUUCUUCAUGUUUCUUCCCCCCGGAGAAUCUCCUGCUGGCCAGUAAACUGAAGGGGGCGGCGGUCAAACUGGCGGACUUCGGUCUGGCCAUUGAGGUGCAGGGAGACCAGCAGGCUUGGUUUGGUUUUGCGGGCACACCGGGAUACCUGUCUCCAGAGGUGCUGAGGAAGGACCCGUACGGGAAGCCGGUGGACAUGUGGGCGUGUGGUGUGAUCCUGUACAUUCUGCUGGUGGGCUACCCUCCCUUCUGGGACGAGGACCAGCACAAACUCUACCAGCAGAUCAAAGCAGGAGCCUACGAUUUCCCUUCUCCAGAGUGGGACACUGUGACGUCCGAGGCCAAAGACCUGAUCAACAAGAUGCUCACCAUUCACCCGGCCAAGAGGGUUACAGCCACAGACGCCCUCAAGCACCCCUGGAUCUGCCAACGCUCCACUGUGGCCUCCAGUAUGCACCGGCAGGAGACCGUGGACUGUCUCAAGAGGUUCAACGCCAGGAGGAAACUAAAGGGUGCCAUCCUGACCACCAUGCUCGUCAAUCGCAACUUCUCAGCCAAGAGCCUCGUCAACAAGAAGCCAGACAGUGUGAAAAUCAACAACAAGACCAAUGUAGUGUGCACCCCCAAAGAGCUUCCUGUGCUGAUGGAUGCUAAUGCUAGAGCUAAUGCCUGGAUGGUGUUAGCGGCUAGCGUCCCUGCACAAGGGCUAGCGAGCUACAUCCUCUGUUGUUGUUGUUGA